CCGGUAGUGAGGGAGGGAGAAACAGAAACGAAAGGCGAGAGAUCGGCCGGCUGCAGGUUUUACAUCGUCUGUCCUCUCAGAAUCGUCUGCUGCUCAACCCUUGUCAUCGCGCGGAAAGGAUACACAAGCCUUUUAACUCUAGGAAACUAUGUCCAUGACAAAUGGCACCUCUGCUGAAGGCAGCAACGGACUCACCUGGCACGUGGGCCUCCUGAACACUCGCUACAAGUACCUGACGGCAGAAACUUUCGGUUGCAAAGUGAAUGCGAACGGGGUCGCCCUCAAAAAGAAGCAGCUCUGGUGCUUGGAGCCGUUCUUGGGCGGAGACGCUGACGAGGAAGCCGUUUGCCUGAAGAGUCAUCUGGGCAAGUACCUGGCUGUGGAUCAGUUCGGGAACGUCACAUGUGAUUCCGAGGAACGGGACACGGGGGCCAAGUUCAAGGUGGUUGUCCAUGAAGAUGGCCGAUGGGCACUCAAGAACGUUGCCAGAGGAUACUUCCUGGGAGCAAGUGACGAUAAGUUGCUUUGUUCUGCCAAGGCACCUGGUGAUUCAGAGUUGUGGACCGUUCAUCUGGCCGCUCGCCCACAGGUAAACCUCCGAUCUAUCGGUCGCCGAAGGUACGCCCGUCUGUCCACAGAGCAGGAUGAAAUUCAAGUGGACGCCAACACGCCAUGGGGCGAAGACGCCCUCUUCACGUUGGAAUUCCGUGACGGCCGGUAUGCAGUACACGCCUGUAACGGAAAAUUCCUCCGCUCUGACGGCAAACUGUCCGAUGCUUGUGACUGCCUUUUCGGGCUGGAAUUCCACGGAGGCCAUUUGGCCCUGAGGGACCCCCAGGGGCGCUACGUGAGCCCCAUCGGCAGCAAGGCCGUCCUCCGCACACGCUCUCAAACAGUCACCAAAGAUGAGCUUUUCGCUCUGGAGGAUUCUGUUCCACAAUCAGCCUUUGCUGGAUUUAAUGGGAAAUAUGUUUCAGUUAAACAAGGUGUGGACGUUACUGCCAAUCAAGAUGAAAUUUCCGAUCAUGAAACAUUCCAACUAGAAUUCAACGAGAAGACGAAAAGCUGGCACAUUCGCACAAUGCAAGAUAAAUAUUGGUCUUUAGACAGCAGUGGUGGCAUACAAGCCAAUGCAUCCAAAGGGCCAUCAAGUGCACAUUUCGUUUUAGAAUGGAUGCCUGAAGGUAGCGUCCUGUUCAAAGCCAAUAACGGAAAGUACGUAGCAGCGAAAAAGAGCGGCCAUCUGUAUGCCAACAGUGAUAAAGUGGAAGACAUGGAGAAAUUUUAUUUUUACUUAAUAAAUCGGCAAACGCUGGUUCUUAAAUGUGAGCAAGGAUUCGUAGGGUACAAGAGUGCUGCUUCGCCAAAACUUGAAUGCAAUAAGGCAACGUAUGAAAGCAUAUUUAUUGAAAGAGGUGAAAAAGGAAUAUGUUAUUUCAAAGGAAAUAAUGGAAAGUAUUGGCACGCAAACUCCGAUGGCACCAUCUCCGUCGAUUCCGAUGUUAGUCAAGGUUUCUAUAUCGAAUUGCGAGAACCAUCGAAGCUCUGCAUCAAGACCACCGACGGGAACUACAUAGUUGCAGAAAAGAAUGGUCUCUUCAAAGUGGGCGGAUCUGCCAGCGAAUCGGCCACAACCUGGGAGUACUAAAGCCAUCGAUUUGAGACUGUUUUGCUCACAUUAAAUGUUCAAUGUCUGUGUAGUGGCGAUUUUUCUUCCUACCCAAAGAUUCUUGCUUCUGUUCGGGACUUGCCCAAAGAAAAAGAAAAGAAUACCUCUUUUGUGAUUUUUUCAAAUAAAACAUAACUGAAUAUGUAUUUCUGUAGGGAAUAUCGAAAAUAAACUGAUGCAUAUAGGGAGUUUUUGAGCAUACAUUUUGUGCAGAAACAGCUUUGUUCUAUUACAGGGGAAAAUUCCGAUUUUUUACCCUUUAGAUGAUUUUAUUUCAAAAAUCUAUAAUAACUUUUAUUCAAUAGCUGAGAAAAAGUAAUAUUUAUAUUAUUUAACGUUGAUUUUUCUCAUAUCUUAGCGAUAAAAAACUAAGUCUCAAGGAAAGUUUGUAUACUUUUUUUUUUAUUUUAAAUCAACGCUGAGCAUUACGUUUUUAUAUUUUGUAAAACAUAAUAACCUAAUGCUAAAUCUAAUUUAUUUUCAUUCAUAAAUAUUCAUUUGUGUUAUCCUGAAAAGUAAUGAGAAUGCAAAUUUCCUGGAUUUGAUCAAUCAGUUUGCGAUUCUUAGUGCUUUAUUUCUUGUAUCAUUAUUGAAAUGCUUUGUUAUAAAAAAGAUUUUAUUUAGCCCUUGUAAUUUGUAUGAAUUAUGUUUGCUUGCUACAAUGCACUGGUGCCAAUCCUUUUGGAUCAACCUAAACAAGUUGAUUUUUUGCAUGUUGUAAUUAGAAAGAAAGAAAAAAUCUUGUUUGUUAUAAAAAUAAGUAACAUAGGAAUUUUUGGGAACAUUUUUUAUUAACAUGAGGCAUUUACUAAACCAUGUUAGAUUUUUAUAUUUGUGUACAUCCUUUUUAAAACUUUUUUUUCAUUUCGUUUGUGAAAACUUAUUUUGAUCUUUUGUAUAUUUUUAUAAUUAUCAGCAGAAAUGUCAGUUUGUACAUGAUUAUAUGAAAGUGAGAUUUUAUACUGUUUUAACCAACACUCAGAUUUGUUCUAGCAAUUUUUUAAAUUUCGGCGCACAUGCCAAAUGUCUUUAAAGGACUGAAAUUACUUCGCAGUGGUGUAAAGAAAUAAAUUCACAUUUUGAUA
This is a messenger RNA of Uloborus diversus, 2754 nucleotides long. RefSeq names its product protein singed-like (gene singed). The coding region runs from base 149 to 1648 and encodes 499 amino acids. Gene Ontology annotation, biological process: establishment or maintenance of cell polarity; cell migration; actin filament bundle assembly. The transcript is spliced from 6 exons. NCBI's taxonomy places the organism in Eukaryota, Metazoa, Arthropoda, Arachnida, Araneae, Uloboridae. Gene Ontology annotation, cellular component: cytoplasm; actin cytoskeleton. The record is from RefSeq and is a predicted model, not a curated record. Gene Ontology annotation, molecular function: actin filament binding; protein-macromolecule adaptor activity.